Mytilus californianus (California mussel) is the source of this 1019-nucleotide messenger RNA. RefSeq lists its product as uncharacterized. Lineage: Eukaryota; Metazoa; Mollusca; Bivalvia; Mytilida; Mytilidae. The transcript has 2 exons. The record is from RefSeq and is a predicted model, not a curated record. The coding region runs from base 74 to 688 and encodes 204 amino acids.
UUUCCAAAUGACUUAAAAAGAAGGAAAAGUUGGAUCAACGCCAUGGCCCAUACGCAGAUUGGACGAGAACACGAUGAUAUCGUGGAGUCCAUCUCAAUCAGCUGUUGUUUGCAAGGCACGUUUUACUGAAAAAGACUACGUGCAGGAAACUACUCAUGGGCGCAAACCCACCAUACAGAGACUUAAGUCUACUGCAAUUCCCAGCCUAUUUUCCUGGACCAAGCAAGAGACUGAAUCGUCCGCAAAAAGAAAAAUCAGGGCAGUUUCCUGUGAAAACAAAAGAACUAAACUUGAUGAAUAUUGUAGUAGAAAUCUAGAGGAAAGUUUUGAUUGUAAAGUUGGUUUUCCUGAAGAAGUCAUUCAUACUGCAGAAAGGAUUUAUGACUGUCCACCACCAACUGCCGAGCUAAUGUUGAGGUUCACAGAUGGAAUUACGCAAACACCAUCAAUGCCUAUGUUUUCAGCAGAGAAUUUUGAAAUGAAGACACGUGACACAGCCAUGCAUUUUUAUACCGGUUUAGAGUUGUAUACUAAAUUUUUAUUUGUUUUGACCACACUUGGUCCAGCAGCACAUUGUUUGAGAUACAUAUAUUUCAAAUUGAUAGGGUGUCAGUUGAAAAUCAGUUUUUUUAUGACUUUGAUGAAAUUGAGGCAUCAUACAACCAACUUUGAACUGUCUAGAUUCUAGAUUGAAUCUAGUGUUAAGAAUAUUGUGUAUACAUGGAUUGUUUUUAUGUCUAAACAGUGGUGUGAGGCUAACACUUAGCCAUCUAGUGGUUUAGUCAGGUAUUUUUCACCAUCCAACUUCAAAUUAAAGUUUCCUACGACUUGGAUUAUUAUUGACAGCACAGAUUAUCCCGUGAUAAAACCUAAAGCUCCUAGAGCUCAGGCAACCUUUUCAUCAAAUAAAAACAGAAACACUGAAAAUUCUUGAAUGUUCGACACCUGGUGAUUUAGUCAACUAUGUCUCUAUGUCACAUAGAGCAAAUUAUUGGACUUGGCAAAACAUACAAAAUUCU